UGAUUGGCCAAGCACUUACCUGCGCUCGCCCUGGAUUGGGCACCGGCUUGGUCGGCUCGCUGGUUCCUAAGGGCCUCGCUCUCUGAUUCGCCGCUCGGGCCAGCCCCACAGCCUGCACACUGAAUGGUCGCGCUGCUACCUGUACUGGCCUCUGAUUGGCUGCGCCGCGCCUCCUUGGCUUGAUAGGUCAGGACCACCGCCCCCCUGGCUCCCCAUUGGCUGCUUGGCGAAGCCCGGUCUCCGGGUAAGAUGGCAGCGGACGGACACUGCUCGCUCCCCGCUUCAUGGCGGCCGGUGACCCUCACCCACGUCGAAUAUCCUGCAGGUGAUCUCUCAGGCCACGUCCUUGCCUACCUGAGCCUCAGCCCUGUGUUUGUCAUCGUUGGUUUCGUGACCCUCAUCAUAUUCAAGCGGGAGCUGCACACGAUCUCAUUCCUCGGGGGCCUGGGACUGAACGAGGGGGUCAACUGGCUGAUCAAACACGUCAUCCAGGAGCCACGGCCCUGUGCAGGCCUCCACACAGCAGUGGGCACCAAGUACGGGAUGCCCUCCAGCCAUUCCCAGUUUAUGUGGUUCUUCUCCGUCUAUUCCUUCCUUUUUCUGUAUUUAAGAAUGCACCAAACGAACAACGCCAGGUUCCUGGACUUGCUGUGGAGGCACGUGCUCUCCCUGAGUCUCCUCACUUCGGCCUUUCUAGUCUCCUACAGCAGGGUCUACCUGCUGUACCACACCUGGAGCCAGGUGCUCUAUGGGGGCAUCGCUGGGAGCCUCAUGGCCAUCGCCUGGUUCGUCUUCACCCAGGAGGUCCUCACUCCGCUGUUCCCCAGGAUAGCAGCCUGGCCUGUCUCCGAGUUCUUCCUAAUCCGAGACACAAGCCUAAUUCCCAACGUGCUCUGGUUUGAGUACACAGUGACCCGGGCGGAAGCCAGGAACAGACAGCGCAAGCUGGGGACGAAACUACAGUGACUGGUGGGUGUGGCUGGGUCCAGCCUUCAGGUCUGGCCUGCACAAUGCCUUGCAGGAUGGACGAAAUGAUGGACAGAGCAAUGAAGCAGAGACCUCUACAGAUCCAAGUUACCAAGUGGAGCCUUUUUUUUUUCUUAUUUUAAUUUUGGUGAACAAAGUGGACCAAAGGGCCAAACCAGCCCCUCAACCAGGACCCUGGAGGGCCUGUUGCCAGGGGGCCACAGGGCCAGAGACCCUUGCUGUGCUGCUGCCAGCCCCUGGUUGGGCAGAAAGUGCCCUUGGCAUGGGCACCAGUGUGUGGGGUAGAGGAGGAGGGCUUGUGCCUCUGGUCUUGGGGCCAGGAAAUCCAGGUGGCAUGAGAAAUACACACUAUUUAUUUUUUGGUUUUUGUCAAAGGCAUAUAGGAUUUUGGAGAUGGGCCGGACGAGCCUGUUCUGCGGUGGCUGCACUGCAUACAGAGGGGCCCAGGUCAGCUUCCCAGGCCCUUUGCCUUGAGCCCAGGGGGGAAGACUACCUCUCCCUGGACCUGAGCGGUGGCCUGGGGGACCAGGAGGAGGGGGGUGUCCCCAUCCCCUCCCUGCCACCAUUGCCAUUCCAGAACCUCAUUCAGUGUUUCCUUGUUUGGGGGCAAGGGCCCAGAGAGAGCAUGCAUCUGGCAGCUGCUAUCAUUGUGUCCUACCCCGUAUUGACCCUAUACCAUAAGGGCUUUCUCUGGUCCCCUGUCCCCAAGACAAUGGUCCCUUUCUGACAAAAGAGCCUGCACGUUGUGGGUGAGUAAACCCAAGCUGUUUACAGCUCUUUGUUGUCCUGCCAUCCGGUAGCAGUUAGUCUUCAUCCCCACUCCUCGAACAAAAUGCUAAGGCACCAGGAGCCGGGGUGAAAGGAAUGGGGCAGUGGGUGCCUGACAUCCCCCUCCCUUUUCUCUGCGUGUUCUGAACAUGUCCUUUCUACCCACCUUUGAUAGGCUGGGAAUCUGCUCUGGCUCACCCUUGAGCCUGUGUCAGGGUCUGGGCUCACAGAUCCCUCCCGGCCCAGCUUGGAGGAGGGUGCCUCCUAAAGGGCCUGAUCUCUAAGUCGCUCUGAGACGGAGUGGUGGAGAGGAGAUGCUUCCAGACCCUUGGGAGUUUCUAGAAAUGAACCAGGCCACUCGGGAUCUGUGUUCAAAUCCUUUUCUCCCUCUUUUCUUUGUGGAGGUUCCUAAUCUGCUGCUGAAGCACAAUAUUUUGGUGCUUUCUUUUCUCAUUUGUUAAAGACAGUGUCCAAAAGCCAUUCCAGAUGCCAGGACCAGGGGCUUAUUUCUGGGGAAGGUAGGUCAGUCCCCACAUUUCCCUCCCCUUCCCUUAUUUUUAUUUUGUACUUUUUGCCUGAGACAAGCCAAGUGUGAAGUGGUUUGAUUUAAGAAAAAUCAUUGAAAUUGUUUACUAUUGUUUUAAAAUAAAAUCGUAAAUUCUGGC
Molecule: messenger RNA, 2420 nt
Organism: Trichechus manatus latirostris (Florida manatee)
Lineage: Eukaryota; Metazoa; Chordata; Mammalia; Sirenia; Trichechidae
Gene: DOLPP1
Product: dolichyldiphosphatase 1
Exons: 8
Coding region: 250-966 (238 amino acids)
Biological process (GO): protein N-linked glycosylation; lipid biosynthetic process
Cellular component (GO): intracellular membrane-bounded organelle; endoplasmic reticulum membrane
Molecular function (GO): dolichyldiphosphatase activity
Source: RefSeq, a predicted model, not a curated record